AUGACUAGAGGCUCCACUGUAAAUCCAGACUCACCAGUCUUCAAUCCGAAGAAAUUUCUCGCUACAGAACGUGACAACUCUAAAAUCAAUAUCACACAAUUGAACCAUUUUUUAGAAUCUACCCCAGAAAAUAGCAGACUGGUUCGAUCGUUAAUCGAUCAAAUAGUCAAUGACCCAAUCUUGAAAACACAAACCAAUUAUUAUGAUAAUGAAAUAUUAAAAGAAAGGGAACAGACUCUAAAAAAAAUCGCGAGAUUAUCGUUGUAUAUGGAACAAGAUAUUAAAACAGUCCGCCAUUCAUUCCGUAAUAAAGAUUUACUUAAAUCCUUACAAGACGAACAAGAAAAUGCAAACACACUGACUAACAAAGAUAUUUCCAUCUUUGAUAAGAGAUUAUCUUUAAUUGCAAUGAUCGAUCCACAAUUGAGCACAAGAGUAGGUGUUCAUUUGGGUCUAUUCGGUAAUUGUAUCAAAGGGAAUGGUACUGAUGAACAAAUCAAAUAUUGGCUACAAACUAAAGGUGCUCUUUUCAUAAAGGGGAUAUAUGGGUGUUUUGCCAUGACAGAAUUAGGGCAUGGUUCCAAUGUGGCUCAAAUGCAAACCACGGCUACUUAUAAUCCUGAGGAUGACACGUUUAUUAUUAAUACCCCUAAUUUAACAGCCACCAAGUGGUGGAUCGGUGGCGCUGCUCAUUCAGCAACUCAUUCUGUAGCAUAUUGUAGAUUAAUUGUCAAUGGCAAAGAUUACGGUGUCAAGACCUUUGUCGUCCCCUUGAGAAAUAUCACCACAUUUGAUUUAUUACCUGGCAUUUCCAUUGGUGAUUUGGGGAAGAAAAUGGGGCGUGAUGGGAUUGAUAACGGUUGGAUUCAAUACAAGAAUGUGGUUAUUCCAAGAGAAUACAUGUUGAGUAGAUUUACAAAAGUGGUUAAAGAUCCUCAAACAGGAGUCCCCACAGUCAAAACACAGCCUCAGCUAGAUCAAAUUUCAGGGUACAGUGCCCUUUUGAGUGGGAGAGUCAAUAUGGUGAUGGAUUCCUUCAGAUUUGGUUCAAGAUUCACUACUAUUGCAACACGUUAUGCUGUGGGCAGACAACAAUUCGCCAAUACAAAAGAUUCUCCUGAGACCCAGUUGAUCAAUUAUCCAUUACAUCAAUACCGUUUAAUUCCUCAAAUUGCUAUUACUUAUUUAAUCUCACCUGUAGCAUUUGAUCUAUUGGAUAACUAUUAUACCACAUUGGAAGAAUUAUAUACAGCAAGUUCAAACAAAUCAAGUUCUGCAUCUUUAGAUUUGGUUAGUAAGAAAUUGAAAAAUUUGUUUGUAGAUAGUGCAGCUUUAAAGGCCACAAAUACAUGGUUAGUAGCACAAUUGAUUGAUGAACUAAGACAAUCAUGUGGUGGUCAUGGCUAUUCCCAAUACAAUGGGUUCGGUAAAGGAUAUAACGAUUGGGUGGUUCAAUGUACAUGGGAAGGGGAUAAUAAUAUCUUAUCAUUAACUGCUGCCAAAUCCAUUGUCAAGAAAUUCGUUGAUGCUGCGUUAAAAGGGAAAUAUAAUUCGUCGUUGGAUGAGCAUUCAUUCGAUUAUUUGAAUCCAACAAAUAUUAUGAAAAUCAUGUCUACUUCUUCUUCACCCUAUUUCGAAUUUAAGGAAGGGGGCGGAGAAGAUGAUAAUCAAGAUUAUAGAACCAUAUGGGGAGUCAUGCUAGUCAAAUUGAUUGCACAUAUUGCCAAACAGAUUAGAAAGACAAAUGAUCCAGACAUGAUGUCCAAAUCAUUGGUGAUGGUAUCAAAAUUUCAUUCAAUUCAAUUAAUGUUGAAAUGUUUUGAAACUAAAUUAAACAACAAGAAAACCUCUGACCCUAAGACAAGAGAGAUAUUAUGGAAACUUUAUAAAUUGUUUUCAUUGUACUUCAUCGACAAACAUUCUGGUGAAUUCCAGCAGUUCAAAAUAUUAAAACCAGAUCAAGUCACAAACGUCAUUCAAAAGAAAUUGUUGCAAUUAUUACCUGAAAUUAGAACAGAAUGUAUUGCCCUCACAGAUGCUUUUAAGUUACCCGACGAAGUCUUGAAUGCUCCAAUAGGUUAUUACGAUGGUGAUAUCUAUCAGAACUAUUUUAACGAAAUUAUCCAAAAUAAUCCAGUAGAAAAGACAGAAGCUGGUAAGCCACCAUACGUGGAUCUACUCUUAAAAACAUUGCACAGAGGUUACACAUUUGACGAAGCUCUGGGUGGAUCUUCAGAUUCUUCCAUACUGGAAAAAUUAUCCAAAUAA
Molecule: messenger RNA, 2268 nt
Organism: Henningerozyma blattae CBS 6284
Lineage: Eukaryota; Fungi; Ascomycota; Saccharomycetes; Saccharomycetales; Saccharomycetaceae
Gene: POX1
Product: acyl-CoA oxidase
Exons: 1
Coding region: 1-2268 (755 amino acids)
Biological process (GO): fatty acid beta-oxidation using acyl-CoA oxidase; lipid homeostasis
Cellular component (GO): peroxisome
Molecular function (GO): acyl-CoA oxidase activity; fatty acid binding; FAD binding
Source: RefSeq, a predicted model, not a curated record